AAGAGAGAGUAAGAGAUAGAAAGUGUGUGUGAGAGAAAGAGUCUGAGAGAGGAAGUGGAAGAGAGAGAGACCUAGGAGGUGUAGCAGAAGUUGUGUGAUUGUAUCAGUGUGUCCCAAAGCAACAGUACUCUGAGGCUGAAGCAGAGCAGCAGGUUCUAUCAUCUGUCAGGCAACAGUCUGCAGGUUACGAUAUGGAUCUAGAGGAGUUUGACAACGUGACUCUGAGGUACAACGUCACCAACUGUCCAUCUAUCGAUGAAUUUCGUAACCAGGUGUACUCUACGGUGUACUCUAUCAUCACCGUGUUCGGCCUGGCCGGUAAUGGGUUCGCCUUGUUGGUUCUGGUUAAAACGUUCCGUCAGCGUUCUGCGUUCCACAUCUACAUGUUGAACCUGGCCGUGUCCGACCUACUAUGUGUCUCCACGCUGCCGCUACGGGUCCUCUACUACGUUAAUAAGGGUCAUUGGAACCUGGGAGACUUCCUGUGCAGACUUUCAUCCUAUGCCCUCUACGUGAACCUCUACUGCAGCGUGUUCUUCAUGACCGCCAUGUCUGUCACACGCUUCCUCGCCAUCGUGUUCCCCGUGCAGAACCUGCGCCUGGUCUCAGAGCGUCGUGCCCGUCUGGUGUGUGUCUGUAUCUGGGUCUUCAUCUGCACUGUCUCCUCCCCCUUCCUCAUGACUGGUCAACACCUCCACCCAGCCACCAAUAAGACCAAGUGCUUCGAGCCUCCAGAGCGCAGAACAGGGGGCGGGCUUAAGAAGCUUAUCAUGCUCAACUACUUAUCAUUGGCUGUGGGCUUCGUCCUUCCCUUCCUGGUCAUCCUGCUGUGCUACGUCGGGAUCAUUCGGGCCCUGCUGUCACGGCAACAUACUGCACAGCGCCAGAAGGGGGCGGGGUCUAAGGCUAUCCGAAUGAUCGUCAUUGUGAUGCUGGCGUUCCUGCUGUGCUUCAUGCCGUACCACAUCCAGCGCUCCGUCCACCUCAGCUUCCUGUCCCAGACUGCCACUUCCUGUUCGGAGCUGGUGUACAUGCAGAAGAGUGUGGUGGUGACACUCUGUCUGGCUGCCUCCAACUCCUGCUUCGACCCCCUGCUCUACUUCUUCUCUGGAGAGGGCUUCAGACGACGCCUGUCAAGCUUCAGGUCCACUAUCAGGACACAGAGACAACCGCAGAGACAGGGGGCACAGCCACCGCUGGGGAGGGCAACAAAGAGAGAGAGAGAACCGGUCCUACCCAGCACAGCAGAGACAAAGGGCACAGCCACCCCUGGGGAGGGGAACAAGCUAUAGGGGAGAUAGAAAGAGUUAAUCUGUCUAGUGUCUGUGUUCUUUUGCCCAUCUUAAUAUUUUUUGGCCAGUCUGAGAUAUGGCUUUUUCUUUGCAACUCUGCCUAGAAGGCCAGCAUCCCAGAGUCACCUCUUCACUGUUGACAUUGAGACUGGUGUUUUGCGGGUACUAUUUAACUUCUUAUGGUAUAGGGGACGCUUGCGUCCCACUUGGCCAAAAGCCAGGGAAAAUGCAGCGCGGCAAAUUCAAAUAAAAUUAUACAAAAAUCUAACAUUAAAUCACACAUCUAAGAUACUAAAUUAAAGCUACACUCGUUGUGAAUCCAACAUGCCAACAUGUCAGAUUUUAAAAAGGCUUUUCGGCGAAAGCAUAAGAAGCUAUUAUCUGAUGAUAGCACAACAGUAAACAAAGAGAGUAGCAUAUUUCAACCCUGCAGGCGCUACACAAAACGCAGAAAUAAAAUAUAAAACAUGCCUUACCUUUGAAGAGCUUCUUUUGUUGGCACUCGAAUAUGUCCCAUAAACAUCACAAUUGGUCCUUUUGAUCGAUUAAUUCCCGUCCAUAUAUAUCCAAAAUGUCAAUUUAUUUGGGUCAUUUGAUCCAGAAAAAAACAGCUUCCAAAUUAGCGCAACAUCAGUACAAAAUAUUUCAAAAGUUACCUGUAAACUUUGCCAAAACAUUUCAAACUACUUUUGUUAUACUACUUUAGGUAUUUUUAAAUGUUAAUAAUCGAUCAAAUUGAAGACGGGUCUAUCUGUGUUCAAUACAGGAAGACAACAAACCAAGCUACUUUUCAAGUCUUGCGCAACUCUCAACAGUGUUACGCAGUUCCUAGAUGGCCGUACUUCUUCAUUGCACAAAGGAAUAACCUCAACCAAAUUCCAAAGGCUGGUGACAUCCAGUGGAAGCGGUAGGAACUGAAAACAAGUUCCUAAGAAAUAUCCUUUCCCAAUGAGAAAAUCACUGGACAGACACCUACUCCCUGUGAAGGGAGUAGUACAUGGCGUUGUACGAGAUCUUCAGUUUCUUGGCAAUUUCUCACAUGGAAUAGCCUUCAUUUCUCAGAACAAGAAUAGACUGACAAGUUUCAGUAGAAAGGUCUUUGAUUCUGGCCAUUUUUUGUCUGUAAUGGAACUCAAAAAUGCUGAUGCUACAGAUACUCAACUAGUCUAAAGAAACCCAGUUUUAUUGCUUCUUUAAUCAGAACAACAGUUUUCAGCUGUGCUAACAGCAUUGCAAAACGGUUUUCUAAUGAUCAAUUAGCCUUUUAAAAUUAUACACUUGGAUUAGCUAACACAACGUGCCAUUGGAACACAGGAGUGAUGGUUGCUGAUAUUGGGCCUCUGUACGCCUAUGUAGAUAUUUCAUAAAAAAUCUGCAAUUUCCAGCUACAAUAGUCAUUUACAACAUUAACAAUGUCUACACUGUAUUUCUGAUCAAUUUGAUGUUUAUUUUAAUGGUAAAAAGUGAUUUCAUUUCAAAAAGAAGGACAUUUCUAAGUGACCCCAAACUUUUGAAUGGUGGUGUAUUGUAACGUCUGCUUCCAACUCACAUUCUGUAACACAUAGAUCCCCUGAAAGCAGCU
Molecule: messenger RNA, 2874 nt
Organism: Oncorhynchus kisutch (coho salmon)
Lineage: Eukaryota; Metazoa; Chordata; Actinopteri; Salmoniformes; Salmonidae
Product: cysteinyl leukotriene receptor 1
Exons: 4
Coding region: 192-1292 (366 amino acids)
Biological process (GO): G protein-coupled receptor signaling pathway
Cellular component (GO): plasma membrane
Molecular function (GO): leukotriene receptor activity
Source: RefSeq, a predicted model, not a curated record